CGCGCGUUCGCUUCCGGGGUCAGAGGUGGCGGCGGGGCCGGAAGCGGCUCGCGCUGGGGUCUGCUUCCGGCGGGGCCUGGCCGCGGGCGGCUGCAGGUGACGCCGGCCUCGCAGAUGCGGCCCCGGCUGACGUAGGACCCGAGCUGCUUGGGCCGAGGAUGAGCAAGCCGAGGGAGCUGCAGCACGACCUGGAACGGAGCCUCCCCGCCAUCGCGUCCAUCAGCACCUCGCUGUCCCACAGCCAGGGCCUCUCCCCCUACGGCUGCUUCUCCCCGGAGAAGAGGAAAGCCAUCUCGGACGUGAGGAGGACCUUCUGCCUCUUCGUCACCUUCGACCUGCUCUUCAUCUCCUUGCUGUGGAUCAUCGAACUGAACACCAAGGAUGGCAUCGAGAAGAACUUGGAGAGUGAAAUCAUCGAGUACAAUUUUAAGACCUCUUUCUUCGACAUAUUUGUCUUGGCUUUCUUCCGAUUUUUUGUGCUGCUGCUGGCCUACGCGAUCGUAAGGCUGCGCCACUGGUGGGUCAUAGCGGUCACUACGUUGGUCUCCAGUGCCUUCCUGAUUGUGAAGGUCAUCCUCUCCGAGCUUCUGACCAAAGGGGCGUUCGGCUAUCUGCUUCCUAUCGUCUCGUUCGUCAUUGCUUGGCUAGAGACCUGGUUCCUGGAUUUUAAAGUCCUAUCUCAGGAAGCAGAAGAGGAACGAUGGUACCUGGCAGCCCAGGCUGCGGCCGCCCGCGGGCCCCUGCUCUACCCCGGAGCCCUUUCGGACGGGCAGUUCUACUCCCCGCCGGAGUCCUUCGCAGGGUCGGACAACGAGUCGGACGAGGAAGGUCUGGGGAGGAAGGCGUUGACAGCGCAGGAGAAAGAAUACGUCCGGCAAGGCAAAGAGGCGAUGGAAGUUGUGGACCAAAUCCUGGCGCAGGAGGAGAACUGGAAGUUCGAGAAAAACAAUGCAAGUGUCCCCCCGCCCCGCUGCCCGGCAGCAAGCACGGAUGGCUUAGCAAAAACUGGAGGGGAAACGAGGCUUUUGAAACCUCCUUGCGACAUGAAAAAUUAACAAGCGUUACAAUUACCUGAUUGAAUUAGGAAUCUAUUCCAGUUCGGUUAA
Messenger RNA from Cygnus olor (mute swan), 1106 nucleotides. RefSeq names its product StAR related lipid transfer domain containing 3 (gene STARD3). The coding region runs from base 159 to 1055 and encodes 298 amino acids. The transcript has 9 exons. Lineage: Eukaryota; Metazoa; Chordata; Aves; Anseriformes; Anatidae. The record is from RefSeq and is a predicted model, not a curated record.